UACAAGAUUCAGAUGCUCGAUAGGGUUACGAUCAUUUGUAUUAGUUUGGUUUGAUUUGGUUUGACCUGGGUCCCUGCCAGCCAGUGAGUGGGUGUCUGAACAAAGAAAAGGUCGGGACUUUGUUCAGGUCACAUUGUUGACUUCAGAAUGAACCUGAAAAUGAAAGUCAAAGUGUUGCCUAUAAAAACAUCUUCUCCUCCUUGUUCCAGGGUCACUCUGUCCAGAGCCACAUAAGCAAAGCAAUGGGAGGAGGUAAGACCUGUUAAAUUUUCAGCUUCUUUUUAUAGGUUCCUAAUAUCCUUAAUAAACAAAUGAACUAUAACAUAAAUCAUUCUCCAACAUUCUCAGUUAAGUCCUAUUUCACUAAAGCUCCUCCAGUGUCACGUCCUCCACCACUCUUAGAGCAGCCAUGGAGGGAGGUGUCAGAGAAGUUCAAGGGCAACCUUAAGUUUGUGAAAUCCUACCAGCCUGAAAAAAAACAGGUCAAACAGCUCAGGAUUCUCCUUCAUGGACCAGUUGGUGCUGGAAAGUCGAGCUUCAUCAACUCUGCCGAAGCCGUUUUAAGAGGCAGACCUGCUGGUCGAGCUGAGACAGAUUCAAUUUUUGGGAGCAGCCACACCAAACAGUACCGGACCUUCAAACUUCAAGAGGCCACUUACUCUUUUGUUUUCACUGACAUCAUGGGCUUAGAGGAAGGACCUGACAGUGGAGUCUCUGUGAAAGACGUCAAACUGGCCCUGAGAGGACACGUGAAAGAAGGUUACACGUUCAACCCUAAAAAAGAACUGAAGGAGGGUGAUGAUGGCUACAACUCCGAUCCCACUUUGGAAGACAAAGUUCACGUUCUGGUGUGUGUUGUUCCUGCGGACACAGUGUCUAGGAUAAGUGAUCAGAUGUUGAAGAAGAUGAGAGAGGUCAGACUUGCAGCCAGUGAACUGGGAAUUCCCCAUUUGGCUAUUAUCACCAGAGUUGAUGUAGCCUGUCCCGAGGUUAAAAAGGACACAAGCAAUAUUUAUAAGAGCAAGUACCUGAAGGAACAGGUUGAAGGAUUCCACCAGCAGCUGGGGCUUUCAAUGAACUGCAUCUUCCUUGUGCAGAACUACAGUCAUGAAAUUUAGUCAAAUGACAAAAUUAACCCUGCGAUUGUGUGUGCACUGAAACAGAUGCUUUUGUAUGGAGAAGACUUCCUUCCAACGACCAGUAAAGAUGAGGAAGAAACACAGUAGGCGAUUUGUAGGGGAAUGAGGACAUGUUCAGCCAUUGUUUUACUGUCUUUGCAAGCAGGCAAGCUUGAAGCGUGAAAUAUGGAAUAAAAAUGCAUAAAAAUUAGGUCCUGAAGUCUGUAUAUAAUUUCUCUCAUUGAGACUUCGCACACAUAGCAGGACAAUGCUCUGUGAUUACGUUGUGAGCUUGGUGUGACGUCAUCAAGUCAUCUGGUCAACAACUCAGCUGUUGUGAUGGUGCCUUCAUGUGCCGCCGGAAAGGGGUCAUUCAGAAGCUCUCGUUUUUAUCUUUGACUCCCAGUAUUUAAUACAUCACCUGAGACAAACGGAAAUAUUUAAUAUUAUGUAUAAUAUAAUCAUCUCAAUCCUGCAAUUUACCUCGCUGGGGACUCUUUGUAUUCUUUUUCAGUUUGACCAAUAUUAUGAAGUACUGUUAUUUGAUGUUCUUGCAAUAUAAGUUGAUUAAUUAUUUUGUUAUUGUCGGCUUUGUAUCAUGUAUCUUGAGUUCCUAGUGGUGGAAAUAAAUGAAGUACAAAUAUAAAAAUUAUACUCUACUUUCUUUUCUGGUGCUAGUUUUGUUUUAGGAGGAUUAUUUGCAAGGAAACAAGGUGAAAUCAAAUGUUUCGGUGCAAUUUCACAGAGUUUUAUUUUUGUCAAGGCUAACUGGUUUUAAAUGGGACAUAAUGACGUGGAAAAUAAAAGGUCAAGCA
Molecule: messenger RNA, 1933 nt
Organism: Limanda limanda (common dab)
Lineage: Eukaryota; Metazoa; Chordata; Actinopteri; Pleuronectiformes; Pleuronectidae
Product: interferon-induced protein 44-like
Exons: 7
Coding region: 312-1118 (268 amino acids)
Source: RefSeq, a predicted model, not a curated record